Molecule: messenger RNA, 700 nt
Organism: Schizosaccharomyces japonicus yFS275
Lineage: Eukaryota; Fungi; Ascomycota; Schizosaccharomycetes; Schizosaccharomycetales; Schizosaccharomycetaceae
Product: 40S ribosomal protein S13
Exons: 4
Coding region: 32-487 (151 amino acids)
Biological process (GO): translation
Cellular component (GO): ribosome
Molecular function (GO): structural constituent of ribosome
Source: RefSeq, a predicted model, not a curated record
GGUACUUUGAACUUAACGAAAAUUAAACAAGAUGGGUCGUAUGCACAGCAAAGGCAAGGGUAUCGCUUCCUCCGCUCUCCCUUAUGUUCGUCAGCCCCCUUCCUGGUGCAAGGCUGAUGCCGAGGCUGUUGUUGAGCAAAUCAUCAAGUUCUCGAAGAAGGGCAUGUCCCCUUCCCAGAUUGGUGUCACCCUCCGUGAUUCUCACGGUGUUCCCCAAGUCCGUUUCAUUACUGGUCAGAAGAUCAUGCGUAUCCUCAAGGCCAACGGUCUCGCCCCCGAAAUUCCCGAGGACCUUUACAACCUUAUUAAGAAGGCUGUUUCGGUCCGCAAGCACUUGGAGCGCAAUCGUAAGGACAAGGACUCCAAGUUCCGCUUGAUUCUCAUUGAGUCUCGUAUUCAUCGUCUUGCUCGUUACUACAAGAAGGCUGGAGCUCUUCCUCCCACCUGGAAGUACGAGUCUGCCACUGCUUCUGCUUUGGUUGCUUAAGCGGCGUGUUAGAUAGUGAGAGUACUCGUUGUAUAUCGUACAGCGUAGGGCUGUACGAAAGUGGAAAUUCGGGUUUCCACUGUAGUACAACAAACAAAAUUUACCAAAACAUGAUAAUGACCCAGUAGCCACCUGUGAGUGUCCUGACGACUUGGUUUGUUUUUAUGGGCUUGUGUGCGCCGUUUAUUCAGUUGUCUUUUACUGUUCGCGUAU